GUCAAUGGAAGAAAUAUUCGGAGGUUAAUUACGCCGUAAAUUGACGGUCAACGUCAAUUAUGACCCGACCAACGCGCUGUCUCCUCCUCCUCCACCUUUGCCACCACCGCCGCGGCUUAUUAAAAUCCUCCCGUCCUCGCCUUUAGAAGGCAACGCUCGAUCAUGGAGGAAAUGGCGUGGAUCUCCCCAGCCUUCGCCCCAGAUCAUAACGAGGUCCUUGCCCGCGCCCUGCAGAUAUCACUCUCCGAUGAAUUCCCCGCCGUCGUCGAUGACUACUGCUCCUCCUCCUCCUUCGUCGACGCUCUCCGCCGGCGGAACCCCCUUGCGCCUGCCGCCUCGGAGAGGAUCUCCAAGAAGUCCAAGCGGAAGCCGCGCGGUGGCGCGGGCACGCGCUCGCAGAUCACGUACAUCAGCGCCGACCCGGCCAACUUCCGGGAGAUGGUGCAGCGGGUCACCGGACUGAUCGAUCUCGAGCCGCCGUCGGGCUCGCGGUCGACGGCUCCGAUGGGCUGGCCUGAGCCAGCACAGCCGGCGCUGCCGCAGAUAUUGCUGCCGACACUCGACACGUCGGCCUUGUUUCUUAACCAGUUCGCCGGCGGCGAACUAGGACCGGCGCAGGCUGCGUCCCACCUGGACGACCUGCUGUCGCCGAUAUAUCCGACGUCGCUCGAGUCGUGGGGCGUUAUGUAACAUAUAACAGCCGUGACAAAUGAAAAAAAAUUCACAGCUGCCUGGUUAGGUUGUUUAAUUUGAAGCGUCCGAUGUGGAUCGGAAGGUCGAGAUCGUUCCUCUCUCAAUCCCGUUAUAUUCUCUGAUGUUACAUUUGUGUAACAAUUCUGUCUAAUUGACUCUUUUGAUGAUCGGUGCACUAAUCAAUAUGUAGCCUCA
Molecule: messenger RNA, 888 nt
Organism: Zingiber officinale
Lineage: Eukaryota; Viridiplantae; Streptophyta; Magnoliopsida; Zingiberales; Zingiberaceae
Product: calmodulin-binding protein 25-like
Exons: 1
Coding region: 163-690 (175 amino acids)
Biological process (GO): response to osmotic stress
Cellular component (GO): nucleus
Molecular function (GO): calmodulin binding
Source: RefSeq, a predicted model, not a curated record